Messenger RNA from Amblyraja radiata (thorny skate), 4999 nucleotides. It is a transcript of the gene snx29, whose product is annotated as sorting nexin 29. Gene Ontology annotation, molecular function: phosphatidylinositol binding. Lineage: Eukaryota; Metazoa; Chordata; Chondrichthyes; Rajiformes; Rajidae. The record is from RefSeq and is a predicted model, not a curated record. Bases 122 to 2620 code for a protein of 832 amino acids. The transcript is spliced from 21 exons.
GGCCCCAGCGACGGCGCAUGCGCGGUGCGGGCCGAGUGCGGGGUCGUUGCCACCAUGAAGCUGUUAUUUACGUGUCAGCCCCUCGCCUGACGCCGGCCCUGAGCCGGCAGAUGCCUGCAGCAUGAGCGUGUCCCAACACAAUGAGAGGAGGCAGUCCCUUCUCGAAAGGCUUCUUGAUGCAGUUAAGCAGUGCCAAAUUCGCUUUGGUGGAAGAAAGGAAAUUGCAUCAGAUGCAGAUAGUAGGGUGAUCUGUCUCUGUGCUCAGUUUGAGACUGUACUACAGCAUGGCUUGAGGAGAAGCAAAGGAUUAGCACUUACAGCAGCUGCUUUCAAACAAGCAGCAGGAUUUGCCAAUAAAACAGAAACAGAGCCUGUUUAUUGGUAUUAUGUAAGAGAGCAUAUGAACAAACAUGAGCUACAGCGAUACUGUUCUUUAAGGAAUAUCACCACAGAUAUAGGUCGGGGCAGAGCUUGGCUCCGAUCUGCACUGAAUGAACAUUCACUCGAACGAUAUAUGCACAUGCUUCUUGGUGAUGGAAACCAGCUAAGUGUCUUCUAUGAAGAUUGGUCCUUUAUGAGGGAUGAAGAGCGUGCAAGCAUGCUUCCAACCAUGGCAGCAGGGUUAAACUCAAUCCUCUUUGCAAUCAACAUUGACAACCAGGAUUUGAAUGGACCGAACAAGUCUGCAUCUGCAGUUGCUAACUUACUGAAGGAAUCAACACAAAAUGUCACAUGCCUGUUAAAGGAAUCCACCCAGGGGGUCAGCACGCUUCUGAAAGAAAUCUCAACAGUUUCUGCUGUGCCAAGUUUCAUGCGACCUGAGCCUGAAUCUGACCGACUGCCAGUUCUGUCUAAAACUGUAAACCAAGAUGCGAAAAGUAAAAGAGAAAAGAAGAAAAAGAAAAUGGUGCCAAAUAUUAUUUCCUUUGAUGGUGACAAUGAAGAGGAAGAACAAUGCUCUGAACGAGUGAAACAUUCAGAUGUGACAAUAGAAAGUUUUGAGGAAAAUUCAGAAAAACCUUCAUCUGUUUCUUCAGCUGUGAUUUUAACUGCAUUUGCUCCAGAUCUGUAUGGUAAACCAGAUUCUAAUGGAGAGGAGUUCAGCAACAGUAUCUUGAAGACUGCGGAUGUAUGUCUAAAUGGUGACGCUGUUCACAAGAAACGAGAUAUGAAAAGUAUCGAUGAUGACGAUGAUGAUGAAGAUGAAGAUGCAGAUGGGGAGCGCAUAUAUCAAAGUAAAGUGAACGAAGAGGACGGACUCCUUUCAGAACAACCUCUUGUGGAAAAUAUUUCCAUUGCACAAAUGUCCAGCUGGAAUACCCUGCAAGUUUUGAAUGAUAAUGAUAGUUCUGAUAUCCUGUUUCCAGUUGUUGCUGUAGGUUCCUGUUCGCAGUCUGAUGCCACGUCUGAUAACUUGAUAUACUGCGAUGAACAUGAAAAUGCCUCACUUGCUGUUGAGCUUGCCCAGAAAGGAUCCCAAUUUCAGUACAGUACUGAAGUCACUCCUCCUCUUCAGGCUGACAUUGGAGCUCUUUUGCCACCAGCUGCAGUCCCAGAAUCGAUGACUGUUGAUGAACUACGACAAGCCAUUAUAGCCAUGAUGAACAGAAAAGAUGAGCUGGAUGAGCAAAACAGAUCACUGCGGAAUUUACUUGAUGGUGAGAUGGAGCAUUCUGCAGCGCUCAGGCAAGAAAUUGACAACCAGCAAAAGAAACUGGCAGAGCAAGAAGAACGACAUGCUGCCAAGAUUCAGGCUUUGACAAGGGAAAAUGAAGUGUUGAAGGUGCAGCUGAAGAAGUACGUGGGAGCUGUCCAAAUGCUGAAGCGUGAAGCAAGCCAGUUGAACGAUGUUUUUCCAAACUUGAGGAGUGGUGAUACAGAUCUUGUGAUCCCAGAACCUAAACCUGUGGUGGAUAAUGAUGAACUGGCAAGCACCUAUGAGCGGAAGCUGAUUGAGGUAGCAGAGAUGCAUGGAGAGCUGAUAGAAUUCAAUGAGAGGCUGCACAGAUCACUAAUGGCCAAGGAAGCCCUCAUCUCCCAGAUGAGACAGGAGCUUAUUGAUUUAAGAGGACCAGUACCUGGUGAUUUAAGUCAAACCUCUGAAGAUCAAAGCUUAUCAGAUUUUGAAACGGCUCACUGUGCACUGAUAAAUGUCUGGAUUCCAACAGUGUUUCUACGUGGACGAGCUGCUAAUGCUUUUCAUGUGUAUCAGGUUUACAUUCGGAUCAAAGAUGAUGAAUGGAAUGUGUAUAGGAGAUACACUGAAUUCAGAGCAUUGCACAAUAGACUACGGACCAAAUUCCUGACAGUGAACACUUUUCAUUUCCCACCUAAAAAAGCUAUCGGAAACAAGGAUGCAAAGUUUGUGGAGGAACGUCGUAAACAGCUCCAGGAGUACAUGAGGAACAUAAUGAACAAAAUUAUACAGAUACUCCCACAAUUUACAUCCAGUCCUAGGAAAGAAACCCUUAUAAACCUGCUGCCAUUUUGCAUUGAUUUACAGCCAACGGGAGAACCUGCGAAUAUGACAAAGUCAAAGGUCGCUUCUAAGUUUUCUAGGUUGAGCAGGACUCACCACAGAGAGACGAGGAAUCCUGAGCCGCAGAGUGGUGACUUAUGACCAGUUAACGGUCUGAAGAUCUCAGCACACUGUUCAGCUGCUCUUUAUUUGAACCAUCAAAUAACCCUUCCAUGCACAGUUGAUUUAGAGGAAGAAGAUAAUGCUUCAGUGUUAUUUCUUGUGAAAUGAUGUGGGAAUAUGGUACAUUUUCAUGCACCUUUCAUUGUCGGUAUCUUUGAAUUUAUUAUUUGCCUUAAAGAACCAUCAAGAUAAAGUAAGACUCCUUUCACCUGCAGAGUUUGAAAUAUUUACAAUUUGCCUUGAUUAUUUAUUUUGGUGACACAAUCAGAAGAUCUCUCAAUUACUAUUUUUUUGCCAUGAACUCCAAAUGUGAUUCCUCAUCCUCCAGAACUAUAUCAACUUCCGAGUGUUCACUUUAACACCUUCGAAUACACUCCUUAUCUGUGUAUAAUAUCUUGGAGAAAGAAAGAUUUCUGUACCACUUUACAAAAAACACUUAUCUCAUUUUACAUCACGUACUCAAUCGAUAAAUCGAGUAAGAGUUUCAAGUUGAAUACAAUUUUUUCGAUGAGAAAUGGCGGGAGCUUUUCUCCUCUCUUCCCGACCUUACAUAGACAGUGUGAAGAGAGGUUUUGUUAAUGAUAAGAUACUCAAUAUGAACUGGAAACCCACGCUAUUAAAAAAACAGCAUUUUGUGUAAAAUAGCUUCCAAUAGCCUGAAAUCCAAUGUCGCCCUUACUUUUGUUUCUCAGUACAAUUUCCAAAUUUGAUUCUUUAGUUUAUAUUUGUCACUGCAAAUUUAUGAAGCCAGAGGCUGAGAAACAACUGCAGCUCGAGAUAGGCAAACUGCUCAAAGCAUCAGAAAGAGCCUUAUCAGUUGACACAGAUCCUACUUAGUGGCUGGUAGAGACCACAUCAGUGACACGGUUUCUACACGCAAGUUAUGAAUAACCCAGGAACAAUUUAAUAACCUUCACACCUUAAUCCUUUUUGUAAGAUUUUUAGCAAGGUAAUCUUGACUUUACUCCUUUACAGUGCAGAAUGGGGAUUAUAAAGAAAAUGUUUUAUUGUCAUCAUGCAGCAUACAGACGUCAGAUCACGACAAUAAGUAGUUGUUAUUCUGAGCUAGUACUGGCAUUCAGUGCUCAAGUCAGAGCUACAAGCCCACAAAGGCAAGGGUUGGGUACCACAACUUCAUACAUUUUAAUAAAUUCCAAGAUAAUACCUACUAGGUCUUUUUCCAAUAAGAGGUCACUAACAUGCAUUCAGAAAUAUUAGCCUUAAAAUUAAUAUAGAAAGCAAACAUAUAGUACAUAUUCUUAAAGCAGCUGUGAAUUUUAAUGCUUAAAAUAUCACUUUUAAAAUUAUACUUAAAUAAUAAGUAUAAUUGACUUUAAGAAAACAAUGUUUAUUUUGAAUAUUUUCUUUACUUUGAGACUUGCACUUUUACUUCUGGGUAUAUUUUUUAAACAUUUAAUGAAAUUUCAUUAGAACUCUCCCAUUUAUGAGUAUCGCCAAGGCAUAUUUUGCACCCUGCUUAAGUGUACUUGGUGACGACUAUUUCUCUGAAAGUUUACAUUGUAAAUAUGAAUAAUAUGAUUUGCCAUGCAAGGGAAAAUGCUUUCCCUCUUGAAUUCCUUUUCAGCUUUUAUAUUAAAUAUAUUUCUGCAUACGAUCUUUUUAAAUCAAUGUAUCACCCAGAUACAGUCAUGAUUCAUCUUGAAAAGCAAAUCUGCCAGAAUUACAAGCAAAGAAUUGUCCAUCUCAAAAUAUCGUCAAAUUACAAUGAUUUCACUCCUGCUUUUCUACUUUUACUCCAAAUUACCCCAAAUUUCUCAAGUUUCUUAAUCAAUAUGAGACCAAGUCAUUUUUGUACUCUGUGCUAUCAAUCUGCACCACUCCCAUUAAUGGCCCACUGCAGUAAUGCAGCCUUCACUAAUCCAUCCGACUCACACUUCAACUGCCCAAGUUUACUCCUAUCAAUUAGUGACAUAUUUAUAAUGGAUAUGGCAUUCGUCAUCCAAGAGGUCUUGAACUUGCUCAGUCCACUGCGUGCAAUCUUGAUGAAAGAAGACUUAGGGUCAGUGAGAUGGAACAAGCUAAUGGCGAACAUGCUAAUGUUUUCCAGAAAAUCUUUUAGCGAUUACAUUUAUGGGCACUUAUUCAAACUAUUGACUCCCAUGUUGGCACUUGUACAUUAGAUAGGUUGGCUCUGAUAUCAAACAGAUUCAUCUCUCCCCUGUCAAUGUGCAAAAUGUAGCAUUCAAUUGAUGUUAAGCACUGCAGUUAAAAUUUUACUUGUCAUUAGAAAUGCAUUGAGGAAAAUAUUUCAUCCAAUUGUGUAUAACUUGGCCAUUUAUAAGUGAAAUGGCCAAGUUAUACACAUUUAUAAGCUUCAAUAAAUAUGCAUGAUUAUGA